CGCGCCGAGGAGAAGCCUUUAUUAUAGGCAUAGAAUAAUCACCGUCACAGAAGCAUACGUGGCUGUCUGAUGGGCUUGUAGAUCGUUUUAAAUGCAAUGGAAGGGAAAAAACACCCGAUCGGCCGCGGUGUUUUCGCAGUGAUUUAUUUAAUGCCUUGUUCAUUCUUGAUUCGAAGCGGUCUCGUCAUUCUCUGCUCGUCUCAAUGGACAGCCGUGGCCAAAGACCUGCCCCAGUGUCAAGAGACAGACUACUACUUUGAGUACACGGAGUGCGACAGCACUGGCUCAAGAUGGCGGGUGGCCAUCCCCCAGCGGCUGGGCUCCUGCACGGGCCUGCCCGACCCAGUGAGCGCACCCUCUCACAGCCAGGGGAAGCAGGUGUUAGCGUGA
This is a messenger RNA of Conger conger (European conger), 390 nucleotides long. RefSeq names its product endosome/lysosome-associated apoptosis and autophagy regulator family member 2-like. The record is from RefSeq and is a predicted model, not a curated record. Gene Ontology annotation, biological process: positive regulation of BMP signaling pathway. The transcript is spliced from 3 exons. NCBI's taxonomy places the organism in Eukaryota, Metazoa, Chordata, Actinopteri, Anguilliformes, Congridae. Bases 97 to 390 code for a protein of 97 amino acids.